Messenger RNA from Micromonas pusilla CCMP1545, 1842 nucleotides. RefSeq lists its product as uncharacterized. NCBI's taxonomy places the organism in Eukaryota, Viridiplantae, Chlorophyta, Mamiellophyceae, Mamiellales, Mamiellaceae. The record is from RefSeq and is a predicted model, not a curated record. The coding region runs from base 1 to 1842 and encodes 613 amino acids. The transcript has 2 exons.
AUGGCCGGCGGCGAGGUCAUCGCGCAGGUGGGCGACGAGCGCGACGAGCGCGACGAGCGCGACGACGACGACGACGACGACGCGGACGACGACGACGACGACGACGACGAUUUCUUCUCGCCGUCCGCGACCGCGGUCGAGGACGAGCGCGACGACGACGACGACGACUGGGAGGUCAUAUACGAAGGCGCGGCGUCCGGCGACGGCGGCGACGACGACGAAUGGGACGGCGACGAGGAGGACGACGACGAGGACGCGGGCGAAGCGGAGGAAGGGUCGCGCGACGACGAUGACGACGACGCCGAAGCCGACGGCGCGCCGCCGCCGAUGUCUCUCGUGUUGCGCAUCGCGGGCGCGCGCGCCGUCGCCGGCGCGGGCGGGGCGAUCAACGCCCUCCCCGUGACGCACCUCGUCCCGCUCGUGCCGUCGAUAUUCCCGCGGUGGGACCCAUCGACGUCCGCGCUGGUGAUGGAUCCGCCGGAGGGGCUCCUAGACCUCGGGAUCCGGCAGUCCGAGAUCAGGGCGCUUCGACGCGACCUGCUGCCGUACUGCGCGCGAGUGAACGCGACGGAGCUCGGGAUGCCGUCGCGACGGACGCUGAUGCGGUCGGGGAGGGAGGACCUCGCGACGCGGGUGGCGGCGCUGGGGGACUCGGCCGCCGCCGCGGUGACGCUCGGGUUCACGUUCAAACGCAAACCGGACGGGUACUGGGAGAACAUCGACUUCCUGCGCGACGCGUUGCUUCAGCUCACGCACGCGUUUUGGUUCGAAGAGAUGGACGAGGAGAGUGAGGAGAUUUUUUGGUACAACGACAUCUCCGGCGCGCUGAGCUUUGAGCCGCCGACGGAGGCGAGCGGCGGCGGGCUGGACGCGCCGGUGAUGCCGUCCGUGGCGGACGUGCUCGAGGCGCGGCGGUACGACGUGCAUCACGCCAUCUUGCUGCACGGCGGGUACAAAGAAGUCGCCGGCAGGCUCGGGUGGAUGCAGAAGCGCACGAGCGAGAACAGACACUUGCUGCAGUUCGCGACGCUCCGACGCGAGAUGCUCGAAUUUCUCGAAGAGGCUGGCGAAGAGCUCGAUGUACCCCCCGGGCGGUUGCCGACCGCGGCGACGCUGACGGGGGCGGGGAGAGAGGAUCUCGUGCAGGGCGUGAAGUGGCACGGCGGAUUCGUCCGCGUCGCGCGGCGGUUAGGCCUCCUAAACAGCCGCGCGGCGGAGUUGACCGACGUCGCCGUCGCCGCCGCGGCGUUUCGAGAUUUCGCCCGCGCGCACGACGUUCCCGCGCUGCACGACGGCGCGCGCAUCAUGCCCACGAACGAGCAGCUCAUCGCGCACGGACGGCACGACAUGCGAUGGGCGCUGCGAAUACACGACCGCGCGUCGAUCGUCGAGCUCGCGGGGCUGCACGACCCGAACGCGGCGAACCCGAACACCGGCGGCGCGCGGAAGCGACGGCUCAAGUACGACGACGCGCGGCGAUACAUGCGCGAAAAAGUCAACGACGUCGCGCCGCCGCUGACGUCCGCGCGUAGGUUCCGCGAGUGGUGCGAGGCGGGGCGCAGACCGUGGUUCAUCCCCGCGCUGCCGUCGGAGUACUACUCCAAGAGAGGCGAGUGGCGCGGGUGGGACGAUUUCCUCGGCGCCCCCGAGCGGCCGCGCGGGUUGCGACGGCGGAGCGACAGGAUGAAGUCGUACGAAGACGCGAGGUGCGUUCUAUACACUGGUCCCCAUACGACCCCGUCGGCGUGGCGAACGCCGAUCCUUAAGGACUUUUGCCGGCGUUUCUCUCCGCCCACCCGUCGGUUUCAAUCCCCACCCUCGACGCCUUUCAACGCCAACUGA